Molecule: messenger RNA, 2471 nt
Organism: Oryza brachyantha (malo sina)
Lineage: Eukaryota; Viridiplantae; Streptophyta; Magnoliopsida; Poales; Poaceae
Product: GDSL esterase/lipase At2g42990-like
Exons: 5
Coding region: 1151-2236 (361 amino acids)
Molecular function (GO): hydrolase activity, acting on ester bonds
Source: RefSeq, a predicted model, not a curated record
UUCGGCCCAUCCCGCUGGAUUUGGAAGCGUGGCCGUGUGGGCCCCGCACGCUCGCCGUCGAGGUUCCUCGUCUUCUCUCGCCACCGUCUUCACCGCCACCGCCGGUGCCGCCGCCGGCCGGGGCGGGGGGCAGGGGUGGCGGUGGGAGCGGCUUCCCUCGCUCUCCUUCUCCCUGCGCCGGCCGGAUAACUCCACUCCGCGCCCAUCUCCGGCGGUCGUCGCGCGAGAUUCCGGCAAGGCGGUAACCGCGCGCCACUGGCUUGGGGUCGGAAGGAGUGGGCGGCAGCGGAUGAUGCGGCUGCUAGCGUCUUCCACUCCAGGACGCCCUCCUCUGCGAGCGCGCGCGGUGCUUUCUCUCCGGACCAGUACCAUGACCCUCGGUGGGUCGCGCGAGAUUCCGGCAGGCGGCAACCUUGCGCCACUGGCUUGGGGUCGGAAGGAGUGGGCGGCAGCGGAUGAUGCGGCUGCUAGCGUCUUCCACUCCAGGACGCCCUCCUCUGCGAGCGCGCGCGGUGCUUUCUCUCCGGACCAGUACCAUGACCCUCGGUGGGUCGCGCGAGAUUCCGGCAGGCGGCAACCUUGCGCCACUGGCUUGGGGUCGGAAGGAAUGGCCGGCAGCGGAUGAUGCGGCUGCUAGCGUCUUCCACUCCAGGACGCUCUCCUCUGGGAGCCCGCGCGGUGCUUUCUCUCCGGACCAGUACCAUGACCCUCGGUGGGUCGCGCGAGAUUCCGGCAGGCGGCAACCUUGCGCCACUGGCUUGGGGUCGGAAGGAAUGGCCGGCAGCGGAUGAUGCGGCUGCUAGCGUCUUCCACUCCAGGACGUUCUCCUCUGGGAGCCCGCGCGGUGCUUUCUCUCCGGACCAGUACCAUGACCCUCGGUGGGUCGCGCGAGAUUCCGAUCGGCGGCAACCGCGCGCCACUGGCUUGGGGUCGGAAGGAAUGGGCGGCAGCGGAUGCUGCUGCUGCUAGCGUCUUCCACUCCAGGACGCCCUCUUCUGCCAGCGCGCGCGGUGCUUUCUCUCCGGACCAGGAACAUGACCUCUCCCUGGCAUGGCAAGCAGCUGGAGGAGAUGAUGCCUUGCUGCAAUCACCUCUUGGACUCUCGGUGGGUGGCUGUAGCACUGUGCCUGAGUAUUAGUGUGUUCAGUUGAUGAUGAUGAUGGAGCACUUCAGGAUCAAAGUUCUAAGCCUUGUGAUAGUGACAUCCUUUCAAAUGCCUGGCCCUGUUCAAGGCCACAAGACAGUGGUACCGGCGAUCUUUGUGUUCGGGGAUGGCAUGCUAGACGUUGGCAACAACAACUACGUGCCGUCCGAUGCUCAACAGGCUGACUACCCCUACUAUGGUAUUGACUUCCCUGGCUCCAAUCCCACUGGAAGGUUCAGUAAUGGAUACAACAUGGCUGACUUCAUUGCAAGGGAUAUGGGAUUCAAGAUGAGCCCUCCAGCCUAUCUGUCACUUAACACAUCUAUAAAAAUGAAUGCCAAUUUCACCGGAGUGAACUAUGCUUCAGGAGGUGCUGGGAUUCAGACCAUCAUAAACGAUGAAGCAACGAUUCCAUUCCAUUACCAAGUGAGCAACUUCAAUGACACGGUAAGCCAGAUGGAGGCUAACCUUGGUCACCAGAAGUUGAGCAAGCUGUUGGCCAAAUCCUUAUUCCUGAUCAGCAUUGGCACCAUGGACCUAUCCGUAAAUAUCUGGAUGCUAUCAAGACAUUCCCCUAGGCCAUCACCGUUCAAUAUUCCGAAUACUCUUUCCUCCUACAAGGCCAUAAUCAUGCAGUUGUAUGGCCUGGGUGCAAGGAAGUUUGGGAUCAUCAACAUCCAGCCCUUUGGCUGCCAGCCAUGGGCGAGGCAGAACUCGAAUGACCAUGUCCAAUGCAAUGACACCAUGAACAAUCUUGCUAGGGAAUUUAAUGAUGGCCUCAAGCCCCUCUUUUCCAAUCUUAGCUCUGAGCUGAGUGGUUUAUCCUACUCCAUUGCCGACUUCUACGCCUUCUCAAAUGCCAUCUUCAUGAACCCAUUGGCUUAUGGGUUUGUGAACGUCAACAGCACAUGUUGCAACCCUCCCUGCACACCUGAGAAUGAACCACCCUGUGAAAACCGUAAACAGUACUGGUUUUGGGAUCUCAGUUACACGACGGAGCGAGCUGCUAAGCUAGCCUCCUGUGCAUUUUACGACGGCCCUGCCCGGUUCACCAUGCCGGUUAACUUCAAGCGAUUGAUUAAGAUUAAAUGAUUUUGCAUCGAUCGUAUUUUUCUAUCUUGCAAGUCCACUGACGAGGAGUUCAUCAGGUUGUUUAUGUGUGUAUGUGCUAUAUCCUUAAUCUUUCAUCUUCUACGUAUGUUUGGAUUGGUGCACAUCUUUAUCAUAUGAUACAUGGUAUGAAUUUGAGUAGAUGUAUGCAUGCCGUUGAUCGAGAAGGAUAAACUCGACUAUAUAUGACGAACUUUUAUCUUGGUGUUUUGUUUCA